Messenger RNA from Closterium sp. NIES-67, 272 nucleotides. The record is from the annotation of a GenBank genome assembly. Lineage: Eukaryota; Viridiplantae; Streptophyta; Zygnematophyceae; Desmidiales; Closteriaceae.
AAGGCCAAUGAGCGUUCCGAUUGAGAGAGAGAGCGGGAGAGAGAGAGAGAGAGAGAGAGAGAGAGAGAGAGAGGGAGAGAGAGAGAGAGAGAGAGAGAGAGAGGAGAGAGAGAGAGAGAGACUGUUAGAGAGAGAGCGAGGGAGGGACACAGUGAGAGGGAGGGAGGGAGAGAGGGAGAGAUGGGGAGAGAGACAGAGUGAGAGUAUGCAGCAAGGAGAGAGACAGAGCCAGAGAGAAGCUUAGUUAUUCAGAAAACCCCAUGUGUAUCCAC